AUGGCCUCAGACCUCGGCGAGAUGAUCUCCAACAGCUCUCGUGAUUGGUUGGAACUUUCAACCUCAUCCCACCUGUUCGUUCCCCCAGCUCAACCCACGAGGCCGAACUGCGCCGCGCCGCAUCUUCAACCUCGCCAUUCGAAACCCGCGGGACAUUGGGAGCUCGAGGCCGGCCAUCUCUCAACACUCUUUUCUCCCUCACGUCGCCAUCUAUCUGGUGGAGGACACGGCACCUUCAGAAAAGCGACACCGAAACCUAACCUUGAUACCCUCACCCUCGCACGUCGCACCUCGACUCCCGAUUCCCGACCCCGACCUCGAUCCCAACACACCUCACGCAUCCCGCUCUCAAUGCUAUCCCGCGUAGUCUCAGAAUACUCCCGCGAAGCAAAGCCCGCCGCCGCCGCCGCCGCCGCCGUCUCCAAAGCCGCCAAAGCUCCCCCAAAGGCCGGCCGCAAAUGGCCCCUAUACUCUAACAACACGCAACUCGCAAACACAAUCUCGCUCAGCCCGCGAGAACUCUACAAGCGUAUCGGGAAAUGCCUCGCCUUUGGCUGCGACCCAGACCAGACCCAACGCGCGGCCAGUCUCCUGAGAACCAUCAACGACGAAUGGCGUAAUCUCCACGCAGUCUCGCAGGGCUUCUACGACCCCAAGAACUCGGCGUACACUGUCCGACUGCGAGAUGGCGAGCCGAGUCAUCGUCCAUGGCUGGGUAUAUCUCAAGCGUCUACCUUGACCCAAGUCGCUGAGCAGUCAAUCGCCCGUUUUCUGGAUCGCGUUCUCGAGACGGCAGAUCCUCAAGAUAGAUUAGAGUGGGAGCGUCUUCGCGACAGCCACACCUGCAACGAGACACUGACAACCAUGCACUGCCAAAACAAAUCGCCACCGCAAACCCGCGCCUCUCCGACACUCUCGCUCGAGCCGCAAGUUAUCAGCGCCUACACAAGGUUGCUGUCAAACGAUUACGAAGAAAAGUCCACCUUCCGCUUCAAGGUUGUAAUCUAUUCACACAAGCACUUCACCAAAAUAGCCGACUUGAACAUGCAUCUGAAGAUCUACACUCAUGACAGAAAAGGGCUGCCCUGGCUCAGCCGUGAACUGAAGCGGACAUAUCUCGAAAAUGGUCAUCAACCUGGAACUGGGUACAUGGAGAAGACCAGACGCCAAGGAGGACUUUGGCAGCGCCGCGCCCUAACGAAAUAUGAGUAUGAGAUGUGCACAAAUCCUUCUCACGGCACUGAGUACUAUCGCCAUCGGACCAAAGACGCGAGCAAAAUCCGUGGUCGAGCCGGAAACCCGAGACGGAAAGAGCGAGAGUCGCUCGUGCGAGUCGAGGCGAAAGCGGUCCUCUUCUUGAUGGCUGAAGAGAGCUUGAGGCCAUUCGACCCUACGGGCGACGCAAGAGAUACUCAAGUAGACUCAGAAAGGUACAGCGCGCAACUACUCGACGCCGUGAUCCUAAAAACCCCUGAUCAUGUGCCAAAUUUCAUCUUGGUACCAGUGAUUGGAACGGCUGAAAAGGACUCUUCACUGUCAAGGACAAUGCGUCACGGAGUCUUCUCGGCGGCACAGGCUCUGGAAAAGAGCAUCAGAGGCUCCGUGGAAAUUCGCUCCGUGAAAAAAUUUCUCAAAAUCAUCUUUCCAGACGUAUACGGCGCACCGGCUGGCCUCGCGUCCAGUGUCCGCCGUUGGAAAAUUCAAAUUCGUUCCGAGAGGGGCGGCGCAGAGAGCCCACCGGGAGAUCCGCAUCGCACGGAGCCGCCCUUGCGCUAUUACGUUGUGUCGCCUCACGCAUCCGUACAUGGGUAUUCUCGUUGUGUAUAUCCGUACCCAGACGACCAGAUGGCAGAGCGGUGCCACAGCCUGCAGACCGCCUUCAGAGUCAGCACCACAGUGCGAAAGGACAUGGGCGAGAGGGAAGUCGACCCCGCUAAGCAGCCGCAGAAAUAUAACGGUCUGCAGGGCACCAAUCAGCUCGCGACCGGAUCAUGGGCCGCCAAGUCUUUUUCCCUCGUCGAGAUGGAGGGGGAGGAGCCGCGAUUUUGCAAGUUGCUGCGUGUUGAGGUGAUUUGGGGCCUGGGGCUGCAUGAGAGGCGUGCCGUAGCUUGUGCUGCAGGAAGGCUGGCGUCUUGA
This is a messenger RNA of Colletotrichum lupini, 2136 nucleotides long. RefSeq lists its product as uncharacterized. NCBI's taxonomy places the organism in Eukaryota, Fungi, Ascomycota, Sordariomycetes, Glomerellales, Glomerellaceae. The record is from RefSeq and is a predicted model, not a curated record. The transcript is spliced from 12 exons. The coding region runs from base 1 to 2136 and encodes 711 amino acids.